GGAAAAGGGAAAGGAGAAACAGAAAUCGGAGAAGAGGACAACAGGAUGGGGGUCGACCAAUCUCGCGCCACUCUCGUUUCUCGAGCGGAAACCGCUAUGAAAGAACUGGACAUACACCCUCCUGACCUGUCCGAGCUGGGUUGGGAUGAUUUCCAGGCGCUUGAGACUACACUCUAUCCGGACGGCUCGGUCAAGGACAAGGACAUGUUCCGGUACUACGUGAGGGGAUUCAAACAGCAGCAGCACGUCCGACUGCUGGCGAGGAAAGGGAAGGUUGAAGAGUGCAGGACCUACAUCGCCGAGUGAGUGACACGUGAGCGUGAGGGAGUGACAUCAUCCCAUCAUCCCAUCAUCCCGUGUUGCGGUGCUUUCAGUCUGGUCUCGGGCGAGGCUGAGACAGCCCCUUCCUCGUCGGCUGGGUCCCCCGAGUCUGGUUCCUCCCCUCAGUCACACGUGGGAGACCCAACGAAGAGGCAGAGCGACGACGAGUUCAGAAAGCGACGCGGGAACGAGCAGGACGGCGACACUGGCGAGCCGACAAGACAGCAGUAGUGGACGUAGCAGGAUGUGAGCAGGUGACGUGCA
Messenger RNA from Vitrella brassicaformis, 585 nucleotides. NCBI's taxonomy places the organism in Eukaryota, Vitrellaceae. The record is from the annotation of a GenBank genome assembly.